Messenger RNA from Schistocerca piceifrons (Central American locust), 1790 nucleotides. RefSeq names its product galactoside alpha-(1,2)-fucosyltransferase 2-like. The transcript is spliced from 6 exons. NCBI's taxonomy places the organism in Eukaryota, Metazoa, Arthropoda, Insecta, Orthoptera, Acrididae. Gene Ontology annotation, cellular component: membrane. Gene Ontology annotation, molecular function: galactoside 2-alpha-L-fucosyltransferase activity. Gene Ontology annotation, biological process: carbohydrate metabolic process. The record is from RefSeq and is a predicted model, not a curated record. Bases 398 to 1546 code for a protein of 382 amino acids.
UACAACUCGGCCGCACUGCUGGGUGCGAAGUACUCUAUACUGAGCGAGUGGCCGCCAGUUCAGGAGGACCAGUCGAUGCGGACGAUCCAAGUGGCAAGGAGUCGCAGGCAUACAGCAGUGACUUUGCGGAACAGGCUUCUUUUCACGUGGAAAUAUGUUACUGGAUGAAAAGCGUGUGACUGGUGAGCUUCGUGGGUAGGAAGUGUACUAGAAGGGAGUGAACUAGUGGAAUGAUACGUGGAUACUAUCAUUGUGAUCGGUAAAUCGGCACACAUUUUGGCUGCGAUCGCCAUCGUUCACUAGCGGGUUUGUGAAGACCGUUGUGUAACUCGUAUUAAUGUUCCUGGCCGCCUAGUACCGUGGCAGUGACAUCAGCGACUCUUGGUGGUGGACAGUGAUGUAUGACUUGUGCAUGGCCAGGAAACGCCCACGCACUGAAGGACUGCGAUGGGCACUGGUGACGUCGGCAGCGUUGCUGGUCUGCUUCUGCGUGCACCGCACGUGGUACACACGGUCGGUCUUCUGGGAAGACGACGUGGCGGCGGCGAGCGCGCCUUACGCGUAUCGCUUCUCCAGCAACAACCAUCCUUUCCCUGGCGUCGCGCUGUCCGAGGUGAGCGUGAAGUGCUUACCACGUGGCGCCGCGACCGUGCGCGCUGGCGGCCGCCUGGGGAACCUCAUCAUGGAGUUCCUCUCCCUCUGGACGGCUGCGCGCCUCCACAACCUCACCGCCUUCGCCCCGCCGCAGCUGCGCGAUCGCCUCCACGAGGUGUUCGAGCCGCUGGGUGUGCCGGACAUGCUCGAGUUCCUCUCGCAGUCGGGGUGCCCCGAGGACGCCUUGGAGGAGGCUGGCCGGCGCCUCUUCAAGGUCGACCUAGAGACGGAGUCGCUAGCGGAGGUUGUCGCACACGCCAAGGAGCUGCACGUGCCCAUCGUCUUCGAUGUAUGGAUCAUCCUACCGGAGACGAUAAUUCCACUGGCUGCCGACGUGAGGCGCCACUUCCGCUACCGGCCGAAGCUGCGCGAGUACGCAGAGAACAAAUUGCGGUCACUCAGGAGGACCGUUCUCGAGACCAGUCCUAACGUCAAGGAGGUGGUGUUCGCGGGGGUGCACGUGCGGCGCACCGACUACGCGGAACACCUGCGCCUGCUCUACAACUCGGACCGGCCGGCGGACGAGCGCUACUACGGCCGGGCCGCCCUCUGGCUCAACUCCACGGUGGUGCCCUCAGGUGGCGAACUUGUGCUGGUGGUGGCGUCCGAUGACCCGUACUGGGUGCAGGUUGUUCUGCUGCCACACCUGCGAUCCCUGGGUCUGCGACAUACCUUCCUAGUGGGGGAUGGCGUGCUGGACGAGCCGGAGUGGGAUCUGGCACUACUGUCCAGCUGCAACCACUCUGUGCUCGCCUAUGGCACCUUUGGUCUCUUUUCAGCCCUAAUGACUGGUGGGCGCGCCGCCGUCUACCACCUGCAACGGGGAGACGCCGUGUCGCCUGCCAUGCAGUUCGCACAGCACAUUCCUAGUUGGGUCGCCAUCUCACAGUGAGGAUCUUAAGAUGGAGGACCUGAGGGGCAGUAGGCAUGUCACCACUAGCACCACAAUGCUGCCAUUUCACGCAUCAUACAGUUCGCUAAACACGUUUCUGACUGGGUUGCUAUCUCGCAGUUAGAAACUCGAGAUGGUAUCUUUGACGGACAGUGGGAGUACCAUCUUUAACUCUCCAUAUAGUUCACCCAGGAAACAUUAGACUCAACGUGCUAAUACUUCUCCAUGAUGCCACUAGGAUGUG